Molecule: messenger RNA, 765 nt
Organism: Odontomachus brunneus
Lineage: Eukaryota; Metazoa; Arthropoda; Insecta; Hymenoptera; Formicidae
Exons: 3
Coding region: 424-765 (113 amino acids)
Source: RefSeq, a predicted model, not a curated record
CACUGUGAUGCAUCCUCCCUUUGUCGUCGUCGCCGUUGUCCUGACGCUGCCGCGAUCUGUCCGUCGUCGUCGUCGUCGUCGUCGUCCUGGUGUCGGUGUCCUGGCACGUCGGCGGACCCGGCACCGCCUCCGCAUGGCGCGGCCGCUCGUCGGAUCGGAACGGCGUCGUGCAACGGCGAACGCGGGGAACCAGCCGCCUCAGAAGAAGAGAGUUCGCCGAGAGGCGGCGAACGAGGUACGAGGUCGCCCUCCGAGAGCCGAGCGAACGAGCUCUCAACGGCGGCGACGUCGUCACUGCAUCGUCGUCGCGUCGCGCGGAGUUCACCCCCAAACACCGCUACCGUUACCGCCAUCGCCGCCGUCACCCCGUCGCCUCCUCGCCGCCGGCAGCAGCCGUCAUCCGCGCACGAUUCGGCCUCUCUGAUGGCCCCGUCGCCACGGCAACCGCAUCGAUCCCCAUCACACUGCGCUCGAACGUUCGAGCGCGUCGUAUCGGCGAACGUCAGUCACUCAAAAUCCCAAGAAACGGUAGGAACACACGACCUAGACCUUCGUCGACGACUCCCCGCAUCCUACGCGGCCGUCGUCGUCAAAGACACGGACGUCAAAGACACGUUUUCUGAUCCGCAGAUGCCUUCCGGCUUUUCACCGAAGAAGAUCCAGAGGAUCCAAAUAUGUGGUUUAUUUGAUUUUUCUCUACGUAUUUACACACGUAUACCCGCGUCUCGGGCUCUUAUUGACCUGGUAUCUUGCAAGACCGUUUAA